AUGAACCCAAAUGCAAACCAAGAGAAUUUUCUCUUCACCGAUAAUAAUCGUAAUUUGCUACGUUAUUCUUAUUUGAUCGGUGAAGUCAUUACUCGAUUUGAUGAAUUAUAUCAAACGGAACAACAAAAUAAUGUAUCUACAGACGUUUGGUCCAUUUUCAACGAGGGAUCAACCCUUCCUAUAGAAAAUGAAGAAAACGUUUUUCGCGAUAUCUCAAGAAUAGAAGUUGAGCCAAUUGAAUCCAAUUUACAGCAUAAUCCCUCGGUCAAUAAUGAAGUGCCACAGGGUGACCAAGAGAAUUUUCGCUUUAAUAAUCAUCAUAACUUGCUACGUUAUUUUUAUUCGGUCGAUGAGGUUACUAAUCGUCUUGAGGAAUUGCAUUAUAUUGAACAACAGAAUAAUGAAUCCAUUAACAUUUGGUCCGAUUUCAUCGGAGGAUCCGACCUCGCUAUAGUAAAUGAGGAAAACGUUUUGCUUGAUUUAGAUCGUAGCUUCAAUUCCGAUAUCCCUUUGAUUCCGAUAUCCUAA
Messenger RNA from Ambispora leptoticha, 528 nucleotides. The record is from the annotation of a GenBank genome assembly. NCBI's taxonomy places the organism in Eukaryota, Fungi, Glomeromycota, Glomeromycetes, Archaeosporales, Ambisporaceae.